Messenger RNA from Papilio xuthus (Asian swallowtail), 2563 nucleotides. Its product is annotated as hyaluronidase PH-20. The coding region runs from base 129 to 2420 and encodes 763 amino acids. The record is from RefSeq and is a predicted model, not a curated record. Gene Ontology annotation, molecular function: hyalurononglucosaminidase activity. The transcript is spliced from 7 exons. Lineage: Eukaryota; Metazoa; Arthropoda; Insecta; Lepidoptera; Papilionidae. Gene Ontology annotation, biological process: carbohydrate metabolic process; hyaluronan catabolic process; defense response.
CUGUGAGAACGCACGUAAUUAUUAUAACGAACAUGUAAACGGAUUACGAGUAGAAAUAAAAACGAUUUAGUGUUUUUAAAUUAAAAAAAAAAUAGAGCCGUUUUUUUAUUCUGUGACGAUUGUGAGCGAUGCUGUUUUUCGUGUUCAUAAUUUUGGCGGGAUAUUUAUCUGUCAAAUGUGACGAUGCAAGUAACUACUACGUGAUAGAAAUGCCGACAGAUGUCACCACAGUCAGAUCACAGAAACCGUUCAACGUGUACUGGAAUGUACCAACAAUGCAAUGCAAAUCAAAGAAAUUACCAUUUACUAAUCUUUAUGAGAAAUAUGGUAUCAUACAAAAUUCAAAUGAUAGCUUCCGUGGUGAAAAGGUAACGAUUCUAUAUGACCCUGGUCUUUUCCCUGCACUCCUGAAGAAUGAGAGUAGCGGGAAAUUCAAGUUCAGGAACGGAGGUGUGCCCCAAGAAGGAAAUAUAACAAGUCAUCUUGAUGCAUUCAGGUCUACUGUGGAGAAGAGUAUACCGGAUGAAAAAUUUGAUGGUAUAGGCAUAAUAGAUUUUGAGUCAUGGCGGCCUGUCUUCCGGCAGAACUUCGGCGUACUGGUGCCGUACAAAGACGUGUCUGUGCAGAUAGAGAAGAAGCUGCACUGGUGGUGGCCCAACACAUGGCUGCAGGAGGAGGCGAAAGACCGUUUCGAAGAGGCGGCACGUCAAUUCAUGCAGAAUACAGUAUCAGUGGCCAAGCAGCUGCGGCCGCGAGCUCGUUGGGGUUACUACGGCUUUCCUUACUGCUUCAAUGUAGCCACAAACAACCCCGGAGAAGCUUGCCCAAAUAACGUCAUACGAGAAAAUAACCAGAUAAAAUGGUUAUGGUCAGAGAGCACGGCACUGUACCCAUCUAUAUACAGUUCUGUGAACUUGACGAGCAAACAGCUGACGUGGCUGGUGCGGGGGAGGGUGAGUGAGGCGGCGCGGGUGAGGGGCGGGGGAGGCGCCCCCAUACUGCCUUACUUCUGGUUCCGGUACAGGGAUGCUGGCUUCAUGACUCAGCAAGACUUGGACAUUGUUCUUAAAACAUUGUAUAAAUCUGAAGCAUCAGGCUUCAUUAUCUGGGGAAGUUCAAACGAUGUUAACACCGUUAAUAAAUGUAAUAAACUACAGGAAUACGUCAAUAAAAUACUAGGACCGGCAAUCGCGAAAUAUGUUAAAUACAGCAUAAGAUUAGAUGAUGAAACUACUGUCAUUCCCGAAACUAUAACAGAGAGAGAAACAAUUCUGACAACAAAUAAUAUAAACGACACAACAGAUUUAUUAAAUCCAACAAAUAUAACUAAUCAAGAUACUAACACAAAUAAAACGAUAAAUAUGAAACUUGAAAAUGUCGAAAUUCAAAUAGAUCCAUUUAAAUUUUCACAAGACACAUACGAAAGGAAUAUUUUACAGGAAGUUGAAGAUGAAUUAAAUAAAAAAUCUGCAUAUAUCUCUGAUACAGAUGAUAUCAAAGAUAUAGAUAAAAAAGACGACCAAGGUCUUAUAGAAAUAUUUAUGAAUCUAAUAAAUUCAAAAAGUAAUAACGAUUUAAAAACAAACAAUACAAAAAAUUAUUCAGUGCCAUUUUUAGAUUAUAUUUCUAUCAUUUUAAUGACAAAUAAUACUAAUGUAAAUGCAAGUAAAGACUUAAAUAAUGAAAAUCAAGUAUCGAUUAUAAAUGAAGUCACAACAGAAAUACCAUCAACAACAUAUAAAGAUAACGAUUAUAAUGAAGUUAACACAAUAUUAAAUGAAUUAAAUAAUUUAGUUGCAAAGAAAGAAACAUUUAAUAAUGAAUUUUAUAUAAACACAGAACAAACAACACGAGAAAUUCAAACAGAAUUAAAUACAGAAGAAACACUAAGUACUCGUACUUAUAUAACUAGUGAAGUAAUCAGUACAACUGAAUCACAAAUAUAUUCUUCAACAGAAAUUAACGAAGUGAAUCUAUUCGAUACAAAAUACAUUGAAACUACAACAGAUAAUGAAAAUAUCGAAAUUAAUACUGAAACUGAAAAAUCUCUUACAACUGAAAUAACUGAAAAACUAGAUGAAUAUACAGAAAUAAUAUACUCUACAACUAUGUUACCAACUUCAAAUAACUUAGAAGUAACAGAUGUGUAUACAACGAAUUCAAAUGAAUACGAAAAUUUAUUAGAAAAAUCCACAAACGAAUCUUUAGAUUCAUACGAUGAAGUCACAGAGAUAUCAAUAUUAGAUGAUUUGGAAGAUAAAAUAUCAAAGAAUACAAAUGAAGAAUUAGAAUACAAUUAUACAGCUUACAGUCUACCUUCAAGUAUAACUGAUAAGGUGCCUCAAAGCAACGUCGCUUGCCGCCAAAAGGAUAUAAUAUACGCGUAUAUAUUUCUAUUAUAUAUCAAAGUUUUUAUAUAGAUUAUAUAAUAUACUUAGUAAAUGUUCUUAAGAACCAAGUAAACGCUAACCGUUUUUUUAUCUGUGAUAUUGUGUUAAAAAUAGAUUUGUAAAACUGUAGUAUUUACUGUAAUAUAGUACAAUAAAAGUUGUAUGUUUAAUAA